CAGUACGCGCGUUUGGGUUUAUACAGUCUGCCAGGGAUACGAAGGGCACAAAGUAGAGAAUUUCCUCAAGUUUCAUGUGUUUACCUGGCGUUUUUUAAUAAACAGACUGAUCGCUGAUUCCUUGGUACAGUUCAUAUGGGGCGAAGCCGGUCUCGUAGCAGGUCUCAUGAGAGGUCCGCAAGUAGGAAAGGAAGAGCGCGAGGACCAGAAAAGAACCGUCGGAAGUCCAGGUCUUCAUCUUCAAGCUCUAGCAGUGCUAGUUUAAGCCCUCAUGCAUGUGUCUCUAAGAAGAGCACAGGUACAGUUCAUAUGGGGCGAAGCCGGUCUCGUAGCAGGUCUCAUGAGAGGUCCGCAAGUAGGAAAGGAAGAGCGCGAGGACCAGAAAAGAACCGUCGGAAGUCCAGGUCUUCAUCUUCAAGCUCUAGCAGUGCUAGUUUAAGCCCUCAUGCAUGUGUCUCUAAGAAGAGCACAGACCAGAAAACAGAGAAGAAAAAACAUAAAAGAAGAAGGAGUUCUUCGUCAUCAUCGUCGUCUUCAUCACGUAGUUCAUCAUCUUCCUCCACCUCAUCCAGUGAUGAAGAGGCCAAGAAGAAGAGAAAGCGCAGAAAGGCCAAAAAGCAACUUAAGAAAAUGAAAGCGAAGGAAAAGAAGAAAGAGAAGAAGGAAAGGAAAAGACUAAAGAAGAUGAAGAAAUUAGCGGCUAAAGCUGAGAAAGCAGCAAGUAAAGCACCACUUAUGAUUUCUGUUCCAGUAUCAGUUCAUGUAGAAAAACCCCAGUCAUGCUUAGAGACCUGGCAAAGUGAUGAUACUACAGAACAUGGUCCAGCGAUGACUGAUGAGCAGAAGGCUAGUUUUUCUACCAAGCGGCCUAUGACAAAGGAGGAGUAUGAAGCCAGACAGAGUGUCAUCCGUAGAGUCCUUGACCCUGCCACAGGGCGCACCAGGCUUAUAAGGGGAGAUGGAGAGGUUUUGGAAGAGAUUGUCAGCAAGGAGCGGCACAAAGAAAUCAAUAAGCAAUCCACCAAGGAGGAUGGUUCUGCAUUCCAGAAGAGGCUAGGAAUCAACAGGUAGAGCAGCAACGGAUCCACAUAAAAGCACUCAAGCCUGAACCCUAAGGAAUCUCAAAGCACAUCAUUAUCAUCAUAAUUAUGAUAGUUGUCCUUUAAUUUUCAUUGCCUUAGAUCCACAGAAUUUGUCAAAAGAUGAUCAGUCAAAUAUGUUAUUUGAGCAUUUGGCAUAUAAUGCAUAAGAGGUCAUAAAAGAUGCAGUUCCUAUAUGACAUUGGUUCACUUUUCUUUUUUCCAAAGCUACUUCUUGAAGAUCUUCAGAAUGCUGUGUACGUUUACAUUUGAUUUGGUAAUUUCUUCAGGUAAUAGUUCUUUUCAGGGCACAUACAGCAAUGCAGUGAUUCACUUUUGUGAUUGUUGAUUAGAACAACCCUCAACCCUCUAAGGAACAGUAUGACAAGGUCAUCCAUCAUGCGCUGACACAGGUCACAACAAAUGUAACAGCAUAAAUGAAUUAUUACUGGUGUGGUCUUACUGAA
Messenger RNA from Pygocentrus nattereri (red-bellied piranha), 1546 nucleotides. It is a transcript of the gene arl6ip4, whose product is annotated as ADP-ribosylation factor-like 6 interacting protein 4. The transcript has 7 exons. Bases 136 to 1071 code for a protein of 311 amino acids. The record is from RefSeq and is a predicted model, not a curated record. Lineage: Eukaryota; Metazoa; Chordata; Actinopteri; Characiformes; Serrasalmidae.